UCAAAUCAAAAGCAGUCGUGAGUCGUCUUCUCUCCGCUGAGCAGAUGUCAAGCAUGGAGCUCCAGAACACAGUGAAAGAAGCCCUAAACGCACUCUACCAUCAUCCAGACGACUCCGUUCGGAUGCAAGCCGAUCGUUGGCUCCAAGAUUUUCAACGCACCAUCGAUGCUUGGCAGGUCUCCGAUAAUUUGCUGCAUGAUGCAACUAGCAAUCUAGAAACUUUAAUCUUUUGUUCUCAAACCCUUAGAAGCAAGGUGCAACGAGAUUUUGAAGAACUACCUUCAGAAGCUUUUCGCCCAUUAAGGGAUUCCCUCAAUACCUUAUUGAAAAAAUUUCACAAGGGCCCCCCUAAAGUCAGAACACAGAUUAGCAUUGCGGUGGCUGCCUUGGCUGUUCAUGUUCCUGCGGAAGAUUGGGGAGAUGGUGGCAUUGUGAAGUGGCUUAGGGAUGAGAUGAAUUCUCAUCCAGAAUUCAUACCGGGAUUUUUAGAGCUACUCAUGGUUUUGCCUGAGGAAGUUUUCAACUACAAAAUAGCAGCUCGUCCAGAAAGACGCCGUCAAUUUGAAAAAGAACUCACUUCUGAAAUGGAGGUUGCUCUGAAUAUCUUGACUGCUUGUUUGAAUAUUAAUGAACUAAAAGAGCAGGUUCUUGAAGCGUUUGCUUCUUGGCUUCGGCUGAGGCAUGGGAUUCCUGGAGCUGUGCUUGCUUCUCACCCGCUGGUGCUUACAGCUCUCUCUAGUUUAAACUCUGAGCUACUUUCAGAGGCUUCUGUAAAUGUUGUUUCGGAAUUGAUACACUACACGACUGCUGGAAGCUCUGGCGGUGCUUCUGUACAAAUCCCAUUAAUCCAAGUAAUUGUGCCCCAAGUCAUGAAUCUUAAGGUGCAGCUUAGAGAUUCUUCAAAGGAUGAGGAAGAUGUGAAAGCUAUUGGUCGUUUAUUUGCUGACAUGGGUGAUUCAUAUGUUGAAUUGAUUGCAACUGGUUCUGAUGAAUCAAUGUUGAUAGUGCAUGCAUUAUUAGAAGUUGCAUCACAUCCGGAGUAUGAUAUUGCUUCAAUGACAUUUAACUUCUGGCACAAUCUUCAGGUCAACUUGACUAAAAGGGAUGCUUACCUGUCAUUUGGUAAUGAAGCAUCCAUUGAAGCUGAGAGAAAUAGGAGGCUGCAAGUUUUUCGUUCAUCAUAUGAGUCACUUGUAUCCCUGGUUAGCUCUCGAGUUCGAUAUCCCGAAGAUUAUCAAGAUCUGUCAUACGAGGACCUCAAGGAUUUUAAACACACUAGACAUGCUGUUGCGGAUGUGUUAAUCGAUGCAGCAUCAGUUUUAGGCGGUGAAGCAACAUUGAAAAUUCUUUACAUGAAGCUUGUUGAGGCUGUAGCUAGCUGUGGAAAUGAGGAACACAAUGAGUGGCGUCCAGCAGAGGCUGCUUUAUAUUGUAUCCGAGCUAUAUCAAAUUACGUUUCAGUCGUUGAAGCUGAAGUAAUGCCUCAGGUUAUGAAUAUGCUUCCAAAACUUCCCCAUCAACCCCAAUUAUUGCAGACAGUGUGCUUAACAAUUGGAGCAUAUUCAAAAUGGCUUGAUGCUGCGCCAGGUGGACUCUCAAUUUUUCCUUCAGUCAUAGAUAUUCUCAUGAGUGGCAUGAGUAUAUCUGAGGACUCUGCAGCAGCUGCUGCUUUGGCAUUUAAACACAUCUGUGAUGAUUGCCGGAAAAAGCUUUGUGGAUCUUUAGAUGGUCUAUUCCAUAUAUAUCAUAGGGCAGUGAAUGGGGAAGGUAAUUUUAAAGUCCCUGCUGAAGACUCGCUUCACCUGGUUGAAGCCUUAAGUAUGGUUAUCACAGAACUUCCUCCAGAUCAUGCUAAGAAAGCCCUGGAGGCAUUAUGCUUGCCUGUUGUUACUUCUCUACAGGAAGUUGUCAAUCAAGGUCCAGAAAUAUUGGAUAAGAAAGUUGCUCGUGAGUUUACAGUUCAUAUUGAUCGCUUUGCAUAUAUUUUUAGAUAUGUAAAUCACCCUGAAGCAGUGGCAGAUGCAAUUCAGAGGCUUUGGCCAAUUUUCAAGGCAAUCUUUGAUGUUCGUGCUUGGGAUAUGCGAACUAUGGAGUCUCUUUGCCGAGCUUGCAAAUAUGCUGUGAGAACUUCUGGAAGGUUCAUGGGAAUCACAAUUGGGGCUAUGCUAGAGGAGAUUCAAGGCCUAUAUCAACUACACCACCAACCAUGCUUUCUUUAUCUUUCUAGUGAAGUUAUAAAGAUAUUUGGAUCUGACCCAUCUUGUGCAGACUACUUAAAGAAUUUGAUUGAAGCGCUAUUCAGCCACACAACAUGUCUUCUCAAAAACAUUCGGGAGUUUACUGCCAGACCGGACAUAGCGGAUGAUUGUUUUUUGUUGGCAUCUAGAUGCAUUCGCUAUUGUCCUCAAUUAUUUAUUCCAUCAGCGGUGUUUCCAUCAUUAGUAGAUUGUUCUAUGAUUGGGGUCACUGUACAACACAAAGAAGCUUCCAAUUCCAUAUUGACCUUCUUAUCCGAUGUCUUUGAUCUUGCUAAGACUAGUCCGGGAGAACAAUACCAAUCUAUCAGGGACACUGUGAUUAUUCCGCGAGGUGCCAGCAUCACUAGAAUUCUGAUUGCCUGCUUAACAGGAGCGCUCCCAAGUUCUCGACUGGAAACGGUAACAUAUGCACUGCUAGCCCUAACCCGAGCAUAUGGGAUGAAAGCAGUGGAGUGGGCAAAGGACUGCAUUUCAUUGGUUCCAUUGACAGCGGUGACAGAGGUGGAGCGGACUAGAUUUUUGCAGACAUUGUCAAAUGUAGCAACAGGGGCUGAUAUAAACACCCUAACAGUUUCGAUGGAAGAGCUGUCAGAUGUGUGCCGCCGGAACCGAACAGUUCAAGAGAUUGUUCAGGGAGCAUUAAGGCCCCAUGAGUUGAACUUGGCCCCUGUAUCAUAGUGGAAGAGGGAGAGAGUUGACAUAGUGAGGCGAUUUUGAUUAGGCCUCGUCUGUCGAAGUAGCAAAACUUCAGUGUCUAGUAGCGUUUUCAUCGUGUAUUAGUCAAUUUGUUCACCGAUUCCUUGAGGUUUGUUGCUUCAUUUUGGGUGGGACAGUUGAGGGACUGUCUUUCUGUC
This is a messenger RNA of Vitis riparia (riverbank grape), 3112 nucleotides long. Its product is annotated as transportin MOS14. Gene Ontology annotation, molecular function: small GTPase binding. Bases 45 to 2936 code for a protein of 963 amino acids. Gene Ontology annotation, biological process: protein import into nucleus. The transcript has 27 exons. Lineage: Eukaryota; Viridiplantae; Streptophyta; Magnoliopsida; Vitales; Vitaceae. The record is from RefSeq and is a predicted model, not a curated record. Gene Ontology annotation, cellular component: nuclear membrane; cytoplasm.